Fusarium graminearum PH-1 is the source of this 357-nucleotide messenger RNA. RefSeq lists its product as uncharacterized. The transcript has 3 exons. The record is from RefSeq and is a predicted model, not a curated record. NCBI's taxonomy places the organism in Eukaryota, Fungi, Ascomycota, Sordariomycetes, Hypocreales, Nectriaceae. The coding region runs from base 1 to 357 and encodes 118 amino acids.
AUGUAUACAAGGGACAAGGGGGAUGUUGAGGAUGGAGUUUGCCAUGGCGAGUCAGAAGAAGGGGACGAUCAGGGGAAUCGGAGAAUGGAUGGGAGGGCGAAUGUACAUGUACCCCUUAACAGAUACUGGUACAAGUCUCAGGCUGGAGGCGUUGCAGGUGGACUCUUGACCUUGACAGUGAUGUCAGGCAACUCAGCUCGCUCCAGGCGUUCUCUUACGCCAUCUUCAGCACAAAUGGGCACUAGCGUUACCCCCAGAAGAAGCAAUGGAAUGCGGGAAGAGAGGCCAGUUUCUUGGGUCUGGGACACUAGGCGGAGGUGGAUCUUGGAGUUCCAGUUUUCUCGGAGACCGCGAUAG